AUGGCGGGGGUCGCGGCAGCGUCGCCAGGAGGCUAUGACAUCUACUGGUACGAGGGGCGCUUCUACAGGCAUGGCCGGAUUUUGCUGAUGGGAGUUAAGUCUCUGGAUGACAAAAGUAUCUGGGAGGGGCCCGCACCUGUUUUCUAUGUCUGCGUGAAGGGGUGGACAGCUGCUGGAGACCGCGGGCCGAUCAGAGUUGAGGUGGGACCCUGGGACAAGCUCUCGGAUCUGAAGGCCAAGGUGUCGCAGGUCACCGAGUUCGAUGGGCUCAAGGAGACGUCGCACGUGAGAGUGCAGGGCGACCAUUUCGCGAGGUGCGUUAGUUGCGACUUCGCCAAUUUUGGUUCGGUCGUCGCGGUGCUCGGGUGUUUCAAGGUGGAUGGCUUCGACGGCUACUUCGCGGGCCGCAAGCUCCCGCUCUUGGCGGGCCUGGGUUCUACUCACACGCUCGACGAUCGUGAUGGAGGCCCUAGCUCGCCAGCGAGGCUCUACGCCCUGCUGGGGAACUUUGCGGGCCUGCAGCUCCCUGGGACAGGUGAGGAGCCUGGCAAGACGGGGGAAGAGGACGCGAGCACGCUUGCGGAGAAGUCCAAUGUUUUCACCCGCAGGGCGCGCGUCUGGGCGGUCUCGGUCAAAGUGGUGGUCGAGGACACCUUCUUGGUCUGUUCCGUGAAUGAUGUUCGUGCUCUCCUAUGGUUGAGGGCAUCGCGGGUCCAGCUGGGAAUGGUGCCCACGUUCUGGUUCGCUCGCCAUCACCUGACGGUGGAUUGGUGUGAGAACGAUCGCUCUUCUCAAGAGGUUCGGGAUAUGGCGGGGGUGUUCGAGCUAGCCGCCUCGCGCGUGAGUUCGGGGCGGAGAGGGCAGUCUGUGCCAGAGGCUCGUGGUAAGGACCCGAUUAUCCCGAUCUACGGGGUGGCCGACAAGUUCUUGUGCUACAAUCGCCUACGUCAGCCUGCGGUGCCUGUGCUCUACACCAACGUGGCCAAGUUUGUACGAGAGUGGGCGGAGAUCGACAGGCAGAUCAGCAAGGCCGAGGCUUUGAAGGACGAGGCGGAGGUCGCCCUCGAGCGCGGUAUGACCGCAGGGAAGGGCAAGGACAAUGAGGAGGGCAAGGAUGA
Prorocentrum cordatum is the source of this 1118-nucleotide messenger RNA. NCBI's taxonomy places the organism in Eukaryota, Dinophyceae, Prorocentrales, Prorocentraceae. The record is from the annotation of a GenBank genome assembly.